Molecule: messenger RNA, 4673 nt
Organism: Peromyscus californicus insignis
Lineage: Eukaryota; Metazoa; Chordata; Mammalia; Rodentia; Cricetidae
Gene: Kcnj11
Product: potassium inwardly rectifying channel subfamily J member 11
Exons: 2
Coding region: 462-1634 (390 amino acids)
Biological process (GO): potassium ion import across plasma membrane; regulation of monoatomic ion transmembrane transport
Cellular component (GO): plasma membrane
Molecular function (GO): ATP-activated inward rectifier potassium channel activity
Source: RefSeq, a predicted model, not a curated record
GGAGGGGAGACUGGGUCAAGAAGUGAAGCUGGGGCUUGGGGGGCGGACAGGGCGGGCAGAGUGGGUGAGGCCGGAGAUCAGCGGGGAUCGAGUGAGGGCUGGUGAACUGGAAGACCCGGAGGUGAUAAGUUCUGAGGUAUUUUGAGAAGAAAGGCUGGACCAGGGAAAGGGAGUUCAGAGGAGGUCCAGGGGUGGUGGUAGAUAGCUGAGCCGGGAUCCAGGGCCAGGCAGAGCGCAGGCUGGGUUGGGGGCUCAGUAAGCAUUGAGCAGGUGGAGCCGGCUUCUGAAGCUGGUGUAAAGGAGAAGCAGGAUCCGGCUGGGGGCAUAUCAGGCGAAGGUUGGUCCAAGUUUAGGGUAGCCCGAGGAGAGAGCUCUAAGAGGGGGGUCCCACAGAGAGGCCGUAGGCCAAGUCAGCGCAGUGCCCCCCAUGGGAGAAGCCCCUUCCUGGGGCCAACGGAGCCAUGCUGUCCCGAAAGGGCAUUAUCCCUGAGGAAUAUGUGCUGACCCGGCUGGCAGAGGACCCUACAGAGCCCAGGUACCGUGCUCGGGAGAGGAGGGCCCGCUUCGUGUCCAAGAAAGGCAACUGCAACGUCGCCCACAAGAACAUUCGAGAGCAGGGCCGCUUCCUGCAGGAUGUGUUCACCACGCUGGUGGACCUCAAGUGGCCCCACACGCUGCUCAUCUUCACCAUGUCCUUCCUGUGCAGCUGGCUGCUGUUCGCCAUGGUCUGGUGGCUCAUCGCCUUCUCCCACGGCGACCUGGCCCCCGGAGAGGGCACCGCUGUGCCCUGCGUCACGAGCAUCCACUCCUUUUCAUCCGCCUUCCUCUUCUCCAUCGAGGUUCAGGUGACCAUUGGUUUCGGUGGGCGCAUGGUGACGGAAGAAUGUCCCCUGGCCAUCCUUAUUCUCAUCGUGCAGAAUAUCGUAGGGCUAAUGAUCAACGCCAUCAUGCUGGGCUGCAUCUUCAUGAAGACAGCCCAGGCCCAUCGGAGAGCAGAAACCCUGAUCUUCAGCAAGCAUGCUGUGAUCACCCUGCGCCAUGGCCGCCUCUGCUUCAUGCUUCGCGUGGGGGACCUCCGAAAGAGCAUGAUCAUCAGCGCCACCAUCCACAUGCAGGUGGUGCGCAAGACCACCAGCCCCGAGGGUGAGGUCGUGCCUCUCCACCAGGUGGACAUCCCCAUGGAGAAUGGCGUGGGUGGUAACAGCAUCUUCCUGGUGGCCCCGCUCAUCAUCUACCACGUCAUCGACUCCAACAGCCCUCUCUACGACCUGGCUCCUAGUGACCUGCACCACCACCAAGACCUGGAGAUCAUUGUCAUCCUGGAAGGCGUGGUAGAAACCACAGGCAUUACCACCCAGGCCCGCACCUCCUACCUAGCUGACGAGAUUCUGUGGGGGCAACGCUUCGUCCCCAUUGUGGCCGAGGAGGACGGCCGCUAUUCUGUGGACUACUCCAAAUUUGGUAACACCGUUAAAGUGCCCACACCACUCUGUACAGCUCGCCAGCUUGAUGAGGACCGCAGCCUGCUGGAUGCCCUGACCCUCGCCUCUGCGCGAGGGCCCCUGCGCAAGCGCAGUGUGGCUGUGGCGAAGGCCAAGCCCAAGUUUAGCAUCUCUCCGGAUUCCCUGUCCUGAGUUUGCGGUCCCUCAGGCCCCUACUCACUUAGGUCCUGGUGGUCGUGAACUGGAUGUUGGAUCCCAGGUCAGGCCCUGCUCAGACCCUGCUCAUUUCAGUCUCCCUGCCUCAGAAGCUUGGUGCCUCUGCGGUCCUCACUGCUGCAGAAAUUAGACAAGCGAUCCGCUUCGAUGCCUUAGUUCUGACUCCCUCAAAAGUGUGCUGGGUCCCCCCAGAAGCUGAGGGCUGCCGGUGACCAUCCCAUGCAAAAGACACACAGCAGCCAGGGACAAGCAGCCUGCAACUACAUCCUAUGGUCUACUUAUGCGACAUGGGACCUUGUUCCUUUCUCAGAAAUAAGAGGAACCCCGCUCUGUCUCUUCACACUCCUAAUCAGGCUGUCUGUCUGUCUAUGGCAUUAGUAGCCCACUGAUAACUCUUUUCCUUGGAAGUGCAUCCUGACCCAGGGCCUCACAGAGACCAUGCGUAUCUACCCCCAUGACCCACUUGAGGAGCAGACUGUACAGGUCAACGCCAGCAGCUCUUCCACUUUGGGCUCAAGGAAACUCUCUUGUGUUAGCUCUGAGCCUCCCCAGCAUGAAGCCAUCUCAUUUGCUGCAGUGUGAGCAUGCCUCAAACUCCUCCCAGACCAUCUUCCUGCAGCCAAAGCCAACCAGAAUCGGGAUAGCUCUACCUGCCUGCUCUUUAUUUCCAACUGGCCAAUUCCAGCUCUGGUCAGAUGGCGUUAUAACUCGGAGGGGAGGGGAGGUAUAUCAUGGUAACUAAGAGAGAACCAAACACCUGCCAUACACUUGCAGGACAGUUUGUUUUGGGUUCACUUUCUGCCAUAACCUUAGUUUCCCAUCUGUCUUGGGGGGGGGAGCAUGAAAACUAUCCAAGUUCUUCCUCUACAGUGUGCCCUCAUGAGAAGCCAUCCAGAGACCGAUUUGAAAUCAGUUGAAAAACUCUUCUCCGCCCUCUCCAGGUAAAAACUACCACUGUCCAUCUUGAGGUAGUCAGGACUGAGCCAAAUCUUUCCAUGGAGUUCUUCGGUCUCUGCUGUAUGGCUUUGGGCCCUCAGCAAAACAGCUACCGAGAUGGAGUCGGAAGUACAAGUGCUUCAGGGGUGCUUCUCUGGAAGACACAGAGGAGGACAAGCAGGAGGGGAGGCCUUCAGCUCACAGUACAGGCUGGCGAACGGAGGAGGAAGGAACUAGGAGAGAUUGAGUGGGAAGAGCCUCGAGCUACAGUAACACUUGGAGAGAGACUCCUGCUGUACUCAGGUGAGGCUGUUCAGGAAGAGCACAUUAGCUGAAAUGCUGCCCGGGCCUGAAGCUCCUUGGAAGGAUCUCAGCUGACUACAGUGCCCAGGGUAGGAACUUCCUGAAUGGGGACCUUGGCUUUGCCCUCUCCUGUCACAUUCCUCUUGGUCAGCUUCCUGAGAGACUGUAUACGUCAGUUUUUGCUAUGUAACAAGCAAACCUAACGGAGGCUCUAUAGAAUCAGUAUUUCUCAAGGAAAAAAAUGCUCCUGAAACUCAUAUGGAAAUACUAAAGAUCCAGAAAAGCCAAAACAAUCCUGAACAAAAGAGUAAUGCUGGAGGAAUCAUCAUAUCUGAUUUCAUAUUGCACCAUAGAGUCACAGAAAGAAAAAAAAAGCCAGCAAGCUAUUGGCAUACCUAGACAGAUGGGACAGGACAGAGGGCCCGGAAAUGAGCCCACACAGCCACAGUACCUGAUUCCCAACAGACGCACCACAGGGACAUGCAGAAGAAAAGACAGACUCCAGCAAACGACCUGGGGAAACUGGAUAUCCACGUGUAGAGGGACGGAUGUGAGAGUCAUCUCUGUCUCUCGCGCUGCACACAAAGCAACUGACAACUCAUAGAAGACUUCAAUGUGGGAAACUGGAAGUCCUAGAGGGAAGCAUCUCAAGGGAAUGGCACAGACCAAGAUGAUCUGCCAAGACUUCAGGGCCUGCCAGCGACAUCAAUAACUGGAAGUGGAGUAUGUCCAUCUGAAAGUCUUCUGCACGGCAGGGAAACAACACUGCUGUGGGAUGGUCUUUCUGUACGCUGUGAAUAUGUGUUGCUAUGAUUGGUUAAUAAAGAAGCUUCUCUGGCCUAUGGUGAGUCAGCUUAUAGCCAGGCAGGAAAUCCAAGAGAGAGACAAGAAGAAGAAAGGCAGAGGUGGAGAAGACUCCAGCCACCGCCAAAGGAGCAACAAGAUGCUAGCAGACUGGUAAUGUCACGGCCACAUGGCAACAGAUAGAUUAAUAGGAAUGGGUUAAUUUAAGAUGAAAGAGCUAGCUAGCCAGAAGUUUGAGUCAUAGGCCAUAUAGUUUAUGAAUAAUAUAAGCCUCUGUGUGUUUACUGGGGACCACGCGGCUAUGGGACAUGGGUGGGAGAGAUUUGUCCCGACCGCGGGGCCAGGCAGGACUGGAGAAACUUACAGCUACACAACACCAUGAAAACAGCCUGUGGAAUGAGGGGAAAUCUUUGCAGCCAGUCAUCUGACAGGGGAUUAAUAUGCAGAACACAUGAAGAACCCCAAAAGUAUAAUCAGAAGAACAAGCACUCCUUUCAAUAAUGCACAAAUCAGCAGAAUAACCAGUUCUCACGUGGAGUGCACAACAGGCAUGUGACUCAUGACUGCAGUCUUAGCAUUUGGAGGUUGAGGCUAGCCUGGGCUACAGGAUGAGGCUGCAUCUCGAGACCUAAACAACAACCACAACAGGCAUGUGACUCAUGACUGCAAUCUUAGCAUUUGGAGGUUGAGGCUAGCCUGGGCUACAGGGUGAGGCUGCAUCUCAAGACCUAAACAACAACCACAACAACAUCGCAAAUCACCAAUACAUAAGAAAAAUGGGGUCAGUGAGAUGACUCAAUGGAUAAUGGUGCCUGCCACCAAGCCUCACAACUUAAGUUUGGUCCUUAGGACCCAUCUUGUGGGAGGUGAACACUAAGUCCUUCAAGUGGCCCUCUGACCUUCACACGCAUGCCAUGAUAUGUACACACCCACGUGUAUACACAAAUAAAUGUAAUUUAAGAAUUUCUAAUA